Suillus discolor is the source of this 783-nucleotide messenger RNA. RefSeq lists its product as uncharacterized. The coding region runs from base 1 to 783 and encodes 260 amino acids. The record is from RefSeq and is a predicted model, not a curated record. The transcript has 6 exons. NCBI's taxonomy places the organism in Eukaryota, Fungi, Basidiomycota, Agaricomycetes, Boletales, Suillaceae.
AUGUGGAGGACAGAGGACAGUAUUGCUAAAGCUACUAUUAGGAAACCUUCAUCCUCCACUACUGCCAGUGGUCAGCCCUCUUCACAUCCAAUCUCCUCCCACACUCACAAACACAUUCUGAGUGCUUCUGUUCAAGAUGUACCAAACAACAACCUACCAAAGCAACUUGCUUGUUAUGUGCCCAAGGUGCACAUUAAGCCAAAAGAUGUGGUGCAAAGUCUCCAAGUCAAUGUUACAGGCUACAGGUCUUCAAUGACUGAUGAAGAUUUGAGAUGCUUUGCAGACAAGGGUGGCAUCUAUGAGCUAACAGACACUCAUGCAUGGAUGGCAAUCGAGAUAAUGCUAGCUCAACAACCAGGUGCAGAUGUUAUUCACCGUGAGAUUGUCUAUGAUCUGGAGGGAUACUAUUAUGUCAUCCUUACCCUCGCUAUCAUGUUAGACAUACUGUACACAUUGAAGAGAGUUCCAAACCCUUAUAUGACAAGUGGCAUGGAGAUGUGGCUCUACUGGUGGCUUGAAAACACUAUUGAGAUGGAGAUUUGGUACAAAGGUUUUCUAUGGUGGAAGGGCUGUUGGCUUAUGACAACAGAGUGGGCAAAGGCAACUGGUGGUAACAAAGUUGCAAAAUGUUCAUCCACCCUUUCUGCACUGCAAAUGAACUUGUUGUAUCAGAAAGAGCAUCAAGAUGUAGAACUCAAUCUCUUUUGCAAGAAUGCAAGGUUAUCCCAGCCAUCUCAUCAUAGGCCAACAAAGUCACAGGAGGAAGGACAGCAGAUUGUAUAA